Fimicolochytrium jonesii is the source of this 1035-nucleotide messenger RNA. Its product is annotated as Metallo-dependent phosphatase-like protein. The transcript has a single exon. The record is from RefSeq and is a predicted model, not a curated record. Bases 179 to 847 code for a protein of 222 amino acids. NCBI's taxonomy places the organism in Eukaryota, Fungi, Chytridiomycota, Chytridiomycetes, Spizellomycetales, Powellomycetaceae.
CUCUCGCCGUCCCUUCUGCUUUGACGCUAGGACCGAUCCCCGUCUCCAAUCGUCUCGUCGACACCUUUGGCCUCGUCACGCUCGAUUGACGCGCAUCGCAAAUCGUAGCGGCGGGCGUUUUUUCCUUAUCGCUUGCCAGAUAAAAUUUCACUUCCCAUUCUUGGUGUAGUAUCCAGCCAUGGUUAGACUAGGGAUCUUGGCGGACACCCACAUUCCCAAACGAUCGAAAGAGAUUCCACCCACUCUCCUCACCCAUUUCCAAUCUGUGGAUAUGAUAUUACAUGCAGGCGACUGGGCCUCAUACGAAUCUUACACAAUGCUCCAACAAUUAUUCCCCAACACCGAAAUCAUCGGAGUAGCAGGAAACAACGACGACGCCAGAAUCCGUCACCAUUUCGGAUCCGCCGCAAAAGUGAUCGCCGUAUCCGGGGUCAAAAUAGGACUCGUGCACGGGCAUGAAGGAAAAUCUUCCCACACCACCGAACAGCGAGCGUUUCACGCACUGGAACAUGAGCGGGUUGAUGUUGUCGUGUAUGGCCACUCGCAUGUACCGAGCGAUAGGAUUGUGGAUGGAGUAAGGAUGUUUAAUCCGGGAUCGCCGACGGAUAAGCGACGGCAGGCUCGGUACUCGUUUGGGGUGAUGGAUGUUGGGCUGGAUGGGAGUGUUCAUCUUGAGCAUGUAUAUUUUGACCGGAUGAAAGAAGGCUCCUCUGAGAACGCCACAGUUGAGCUGAUGGAGAUGCAGAGGCCCCGAAAACGGAGGUGCACACAGUGUCAGCAGGAGGGGCAUAACAGACGCACAUGCUCCAGUCUGCGGAGCACCAGUAGUGUUGUAGAUGACCAUUGAAUAUAGGGGGUAUGUCGACGUCCUGGCGGAGUGUAUAUUAAAAGGAAACGAGGUGCGUGUAUUUGGUGGUUCUCAAAGAAAAUAUGGAUUUUGAUCGCAUAUCCUUUCGCUAUUCAAAUGUCUCAUGCCGUUGGAUGCUGCGGGUACACUUUGGAAGGUGGCGCCGCUAUGGACGUCCUCAAUUCCAG